Mesocricetus auratus (golden hamster) is the source of this 446-nucleotide messenger RNA. Its product is annotated as cytochrome b-c1 complex subunit 9. Gene Ontology annotation, biological process: mitochondrial electron transport, ubiquinol to cytochrome c. Bases 47 to 238 code for a protein of 63 amino acids. NCBI's taxonomy places the organism in Eukaryota, Metazoa, Chordata, Mammalia, Rodentia, Cricetidae. The transcript has 2 exons. The record is from RefSeq and is a predicted model, not a curated record.
CGGUCUCUACGCAGGCUCAGUGGUGCCAGGUCGGUAGCGAGGAAGCAUGGCCCCCACGAUUGCUUCGCGUCUGUACUCACUGCUGUUCCGCAGGACUUCCACCUUCGCCCUCACCAUCGUAGUGGGCGCCCUUUUCUUCGAGCGCGCCUUCGAUCAGGGCGCAGACGCGAUCUACGAGCACAUCAACGAGGGGAAGUUAUGGAAACACAUCAAGCACAACUAUGAGAACAAGGAGUGACCCCGUGAAUGACGGCCAGAAGGAGGACCUCCACCUGCCACCAGUUCGCCUGGAGCUGGGGCUCAGCCUGAGGAUGCAUCUGAAGUCACCCUUCAUGGGCCACCUGUACAAGCAAGCUGUGGCCCCGCCCGACACGCAGCCUCUGGCUGCUGCUGUGUUUGAAGUGUGUGACUACCGCUAUCAGCAAAUAAAUGAAAACUGCUCCUGA